Messenger RNA from Gigantopelta aegis, 1846 nucleotides. RefSeq names its product protein phosphatase 1H-like. The transcript has 11 exons. The record is from RefSeq and is a predicted model, not a curated record. Gene Ontology annotation, molecular function: cation binding; protein serine/threonine phosphatase activity. Lineage: Eukaryota; Metazoa; Mollusca; Gastropoda; Neomphalida; Peltospiridae. Bases 99 to 1454 code for a protein of 451 amino acids. Gene Ontology annotation, biological process: protein dephosphorylation.
GGAAAUUACUACUGAAACUUUCGGCUCUGAUCUUAGUACACAUUCACGAAACUGCUUACAAAUGACUUCAUAACACUUUAAACGACUCAGUUAUCGGGAUGUCAAAACUUCGUUCCGUGUUCUCCUCACUGCUGGGUAACGGGUCGGAGGAGCCUCCCCACCCCAGGGAGAGCCGUGACAACAGGGCGUCUCAGGCGUCGUUACCAGAGAAGUACGUGUACACCAGGCCGAGUUUCUUACAGCUGCCCACCGACAAUAUCGUCGAUCACAACAUGCGACCUAUCUUCGUGUCCAGCGGCAGUCUUCCCUUUAACGCCGGGUACGCAGAGUGUAUAAACGGUGGCAAGUCCAAGGUGAACGAGGACCAGGCGGCAGUGGGCAGUUUUCACCUGUGUAUUGGAGACAACACGAGCCAGGCACAGCGAAUACCCGUGUCGUACUAUGGAGUGUUUGACGGUCAUGGAGGUCCAGGGGCGGCUAUGAUGGCGGCGGAAGUUCUCAUUGUCCACAUACAGGAAAAACUGACUGAUAUCAUCAACGACUUGCACCGAAUCCUGAAGGGUGAUCGGGACGAGACGUAUUUCCAAGAGGUGACCGUCGACGACUUGGUGUUCGGAGCCCUGGAGGCCGCCUUCUGUUCACUGGACGAACAAAUACUGACAGAACUUUCCACAUUUAAUAUUUCCGGGGGAUGUGCUGCCCUGGUCGUCCUUGUUCUGCUGGAAAAGGUUUUUGUGGCCAGUACAGGUGACUGCAGGGCGGUGAUAUGCCUGGGUGAUGAGCUGAAGCAACUUAGCAAAGAAUCCACGCCUUGGAAUGAACUUCACAGACUUCAACUAGUGGCGAAUUCUGACAUGUAUUCCAGCAUUUUCCAGAAGGAUGUGACGGACACGAUCUUCAUACGCAGGGUACUGCACAGAGACGUGGGCAAGAAAAUUUUGUGCAAAGAACCAACUAAAUCUCACUGGGCAUACAAAGUGGUCACCGAAGAAGAUGUGUUGUUUCCUUUUAUUUAUGGCAAAGGUAAACUUUGUCGUUUGAUGGAAACAAUAGGAGUAUCAAGAUCUAUCGGAGAUCAUAAUUUAACGACCACGUUUUCCAGAGAUUACAAACUGAAACCAUUCUUAAUUCCUAACCCAGAGGUGGAUGUUUUCAACUUACAAAAAACAUCAGCUACCAGAGAUGAUUUUAUUAUUGUUGGAUGUGAUGGCUUGUGGGAUGUUCUGUCUAACGAGAAAGCUCGUGACAUAGCCAGGAACAUCAUAAGCAAUUCUUCAGACGAAAACAGAUACACUGAAGCCGCACAGAUGCUUAUCCAUCAAGCAAGAGGAAAUAACUCUGGAAGUGGCUGGAAACUGGAGAACGGACAGCCAGGGUCGUUUGACGACAUAUCCGUGUUUGUGAUCCCACUGGAGCCCAUGACUCACUGCACACAUACUCCUGUCGAGAAGUGAGCAGCAAACAAUUCAGGGCUUUCAUCACAUAAUAAUCAAUGACAUUCAUACGCAACUGCCACAAGAUAUAAGUUACUUCACCCAUUUUCAACCAAGGGGAACGUGGAAAAUGUGAAGUCACUAAACAGUUAAAUGUGAAGUCACAAAACAGUUAAAUGUGAAGUCACAAAACAGUUAAAUGUGAAGUCACUAAACAGUUAAAUGUGAAGUCACUAAACAGUUAAAUGUGAAGUCACUAACAGUUAGAUGUGAAGUCACUAAAUAUUGACACAUACCAGCUAACAGGUUUUGGUUUUGACAGUGCCUAGAGAAGACAACCAAACAUCACCUGGAUGUACAAAAUGUAAGGGCUGUUCUCAAACCGAUCAUACUGGGGGGGGGGGGGGGGGGGG